This is a messenger RNA of Drosophila willistoni, 689 nucleotides long. RefSeq names its product C-type lectin 37Da. Bases 7 to 543 code for a protein of 178 amino acids. Gene Ontology annotation, cellular component: external side of plasma membrane. Lineage: Eukaryota; Metazoa; Arthropoda; Insecta; Diptera; Drosophilidae. Gene Ontology annotation, biological process: biological process involved in interspecies interaction between organisms. Gene Ontology annotation, molecular function: carbohydrate binding. The transcript has 2 exons. The record is from RefSeq and is a predicted model, not a curated record.
ACUAAAAUGUUUCGCGCAAUUGUAUUUCUUAGCUUGCUGGUAAUUUCGAUGACUUACGAAAUUACUCCGAUUAUCAAAGAUGGUCUACCAGGUUUUACGAAUAUUACUACAGCACCCUUUCUCAAAAUUGGAGAAGGUUAUUAUUACAUUGAGACUAACUUGAAAAAGAACUGGUUUGAAGCACAUGAAACUUGCCGCCGUAUUGGAGCGGAGCUUAUAGCAUUUGAAACAAUUGAAGAAUGGAAACUAGUUAAUCAGUAUUUGGCGGAUAUGAAAAUGGACGAUGUGCUCUAUUGGACCUCUGGAAAUGAUUUAGCCAAUGAUGGACAACAUGUUUGGUUCUCAAAUGGUCUUAAUAUUACUUUGGAUGAGAUUUGGUAUCCAGGUGAACCAAAUAAUGGUGUUGGAGGUUCUGCACACUGUGAUGUAAUGUGCUUUUCUAACGGUGGUCCUACUGGAUUAAAUGAUACAUAUUGCUAUAAUAUGAUGCGAUACAUAUGUGAGGCACCUCAGCCCAAAACGGCGGCGUUUAUAGUAUGGUGAUGAAUAAUCAAAAUCUUUAAAAACUUCUUUAAAAACGUUUGGAGUACCUUAAUAUCGAAACAAUUGUAUUAACAUGCAAAAAUAAACAUCGAAAGAUGGAACAUUUAAUAAGAUUUAUCAAAUAAAUAAUCAAAAAUUUAAAAAUA